CAGGACAGCCUCAGUCUCUCAGGACAGAACGUACCCACCAUGGCAAAACCACUCACCGACCAGGAGAAACGCAAGCAGAUCAGCAUCAGGGGGAUUGUGGGAGUGGAGAAUGUUGCAGAGCUGAAGAAGGGCUUCAAUCGUCACCUGCACUUCACUCUGGUGAAAGACAGAAACAUUGCAACACCCAGGGAUUAUUACUUUGCCCUGGCCCACACUGUGAGAGAUCACCUGGUGGGGAGAUGGAUAAGAACACAGCAGUUUUACUAUGAAGCAGACCCAAAGAGGGUGUAUUAUCUGUCACUGGAGUUCUACAUGGGCCGGACGCUGCAAAACACCAUGAUCAAUCUGGGGCUGCAGAAUGCCUGCGAUGAAGCAAUCUAUCAGCUUGGCCUGGAUAUGGAGGAGCUGGAGGAGAUGGAGGAGGAUGCAGGUCUGGGAAACGGAGGUCUGGGCAGACUGGCAGCAUGCUUCUUGGAUUCGAUGGCCACCUUGGGUCUUGCAGCCUACGGUUAUGGCAUUCGAUAUGAAUAUGGAAUCUUUAACCAGAAGAUAAGAGACGGCUGGCAGGUGGAGGAGGCAGAUGAUUGGCUGAGGCAUGGAAACCCCUGGGAGAAAGCACGUCCUGAGUACAUGUUGCCGGUUCACUUCUAUGGACGAGUAGAGGAGACGAAGGAUGGCUCCAAAUGGGUGGACACUCAGGUGGUCCUGGCGAUGCCCUACGACACGCCCAUCCCUGGCUACAUGAACAACACUGUGAACACCAUGAGGUUGUGGUCUGCCCGAGCCCCCAACGACUUUAACCUGAGAGACUUUAAUGUUGGAGAUUACAUCGAGGCUGUUCUGGACAGAAAUCUGGCAGAGAACAUCUCUCGUGUCCUCUAUCCCAACGACAAUUUCUUUGAAGGAAAAGAACUUCGUCUGAAGCAGGAAUACUUUGUCGUGGCCUCCACACUCCAAGACAUCAUCCGUCGCUUCAAGACCACAAAGAAGGGCGUUCCUGGUCGCACAUCCUUCGAAAGCUUCCCAGAUAAAGUUGCCAUCCAGCUGAAUGACACUCACCCGGCCAUGGCCAUCCCUGAGCUGAUGAGAAUCUUUGUGGACAUUGAAAAACUCGACUGGGACACGGCCUGGGAUCUCACCAAGCGUACCUUUGCCUACACCAACCACACGGUCCUCCCCGAGGCUCUGGAGCGCUGGCCUGUGGAGCUGCUGGAGAAGCUGCUGCCCAGACACCUGCAGAUCAUCUACCAGAUCAACCAGAACCACCUCAACACGAUUGCAGCCCUCUAUCCAGAUGACAUGGACAAACUGAGGAAAAUGUCUCUGAUUGAAGAGGACGGAUGCAAGAGGGUGAACAUGGCGCAUCUGUGCAUUGUGGGAUCUCACGCUGUUAACGGAGUUGCUGAGAUACACUCCAACAUCAUAAAGACUGAUGUUUUCCGUAACUUCAGUGAUCUUGAACCAGAGAAGUUUCAGAACAAGACCAACGGCAUCACUCCCAGACGCUGGCUGCUGCUCUGCAACCCCGGACUGGCUGAGCUCAUAGCUGAGGCGAUUGGGGAGGAUUAUGUGAAGGACCUGAGCCAGCUACAGAAGCUGAAUGACUUUGUUGACCAUGCUGCCUUCAUCCGUGAUGUCUCUAAAGUGAAACAGGAUAACAAGGUGAAAUUUGCCCAGUACCUGGAGAAAGAGUACAGAGUGGAAAUAAACCCGUCGUCCAUGUUCGACGUCCAUGUGAAGCGAAUCCACGAGUAUAAGAGGCAGCUCCUCAACUGCCUGCACAUCAUCACCAUGUACAACCGCAUCAGAAUGAACCCCACUGCACCUUUUGUACCUCGAACAGUGAUCAUCGGGGGCAAGGCUGCUCCUGGGUAUCACAUGGCGAAGAUGAUCAUCAAGCUGAUCACUGCAGUAGGUGAUGUGGUGAAUAAUGACCCUGUGGUGGGAAACAAGCUGAAAGUCAUCUACCUGGAGAACUACAGGGUCUCUCUGGCUGAGAAAGUGAUACCUGCCACAGAUUUGUCAGAGCAGAUCUCCACAGCCGGCACUGAAGCUUCAGGAACAGGCAACAUGAAGUUCAUGCUGAACGGAGCGCUCACCAUCGGCACCAUGGACGGAGCCAACGUGGAGAUGGCCGAGGAGGCUGGAGAGGAGAACCUCUUCAUCUUCGGCAUGCGGGUGGAGGAUGUGGCUGAAAUGGACAAAAAGGGAUAUGAUGCCAUGUCUUACUACAAGAAGCUCCCAGAGCUGAAACAAGUGAUGGACCAGAUCACAAGUGGAUAUUUCAGCCCCAAAAAUCCAGACCUGUUCAAGGAUCUUACGAACAUGCUCUUCAAACAUGACCGUUUCAAAGUAUUUGCAGACUAUGAAGACUAUAUGAAAUGCCAAGCGAAAGUCAGCAAACUCUAUCAGAAUCCAGUCGAGUGGACGAAGAUGGUGAUCAAGAACAUCGCAGCAACAGGAAAGUUUUCCAGUGACAGAACCAUCGCAGAGUACGCCACAGAGGUCUGGGGGGUCGAGCCGACCGACCUGAAGAUCCCACCUCCAAACGAGCCCAGAGAGGCCUUCGAGGAAACCGCCAGAGCUCUGAAGAAGUAGUGAGGUUGUUUGACAACCGAAAGGCUGCUUUCAUGUUUACAGUGUAGUGCCUGUUCGCCUGUGCCUUCAAGUUACUCUUCAUUGAACUCUUUCAAGAAGGUCUGCACACGUCUUCAUUUUUUCUUUAUUGUUAAAGCGCUUGCAUUGAUACACGUCUGUUACACCCUUCAGCUCCAACACAUGCAGUUAAACCAAAUCAUCAUGGAGAGAGAGAGAGAGAGAGAGAGAGAGGUCAAAUACUUGCAAACAAUUUUCUAAUAUUGAACAUUCCUGGAGUACAGGAUGGGUGGAGGGGGGCUUUCUGCAUUUGAAGAAUUUAGUAGGAUGUCAGGAACAGAGCAGCUGACUGAACUGAAUUUUUAAUUACAUUCCUGUGAGUAUGUUGUGUGCACUGUGUGACAAUGCCUGUCUAUUCUGCAGGCAGGUUUAAACAAAUGCUAACAUGUUAUUUGCUGAUCUUACUCGACCCCAUUCAUGUCACAUUGUUUCUCUCUCUUUCAAUAUAACUUGUCAUAGGGAAAAAAAUAUGAGCACUUUUCAUUGCUGAUAUACAGUAUUUCUUCAAAGUUUUGAAAUAAAAUAUUAAUAUAUAAUGA
Molecule: messenger RNA, 3194 nt
Organism: Scomber japonicus (chub mackerel)
Lineage: Eukaryota; Metazoa; Chordata; Actinopteri; Scombriformes; Scombridae
Gene: pygl
Product: phosphorylase, glycogen, liver
Exons: 20
Coding region: 40-2598 (852 amino acids)
Biological process (GO): glycogen catabolic process
Cellular component (GO): cytoplasm
Molecular function (GO): pyridoxal phosphate binding; glycogen phosphorylase activity
Source: RefSeq, a predicted model, not a curated record